UUAGGAUUCGAUUUUCAUUACUUGUUAUAGCUAAUCAAGUUUCUUUUUAACCUUUACUUAAAACAAACUAUACUCUUUAUUUAUAUUUACUAUUGAUGGCAAAGAACGAUGAUCAAAUAUACAUCCAUUAUGGAAGGUAUACAAGUCGUUCUCGGCCAUUACUAACUGAGACGUAUAUAUGACUACUGUUUUUACUGCCCAGGCCAAACAGCAAGGAUCAAAACUCUAAUCAGGGCAACAGGUAUACAAGUCUUGUUGAGCUUUUACUUACUGUCAUUUAUAUCUUUCUAGUGUUUUUUCCUUAAAGUUCAAAUAUCAUGGAUCCGAUUUAAAAUCAAGGUUACAGCCAGCCAUCAAGGAUCCAAUAUCUGUCCAGUAUUACAUGUAUAAAAAUGUCAUUGGGCCGUUGCUUAGAGCUGUUUUCGCUUCUCUAGUGUCUUUACGGUCAAGACAAACGGUCAAAGACCUGGUUUUUAUAUAGGGAUACAGGGUGACACAUCUCUUUGAGUUUUUACCUAUUGCAGGUUGUAUUUUCUCUAGUGUCUUUACAGUCAAAUUCAGCGCUCAAGGAUCCGAUCUCCAACCAAAGUUACAGGCUGUGAUCCUCAUCCAAAGUAACAGCUAUGAAAUUCUGCUUAAACCUUUACCUAUUAUGGCUUAUAAUGGUUUAAUGUGUUUUACUGUUCAGAUGAACUAUCAAGCAUAUGGUAUCAGUCCAGUGUUAAAGAACCCUUUCUCUCUUGAACCUUGGAUUUUAGGACAGGACACGCUUACUCGCUUGGGUUCAGAUUUAGACUUUGCAAUGAUCAGUUAUCAGAUUGUUGAAGCUCUCAAACCCUUGAUUGUAUGUGUAGCUGAUGCAGAAUUAAAGGUGAAAGGACCAGAGAAUAGCUAG
Molecule: messenger RNA, 895 nt
Organism: Phycomyces blakesleeanus NRRL 1555(-)
Lineage: Eukaryota; Fungi; Mucoromycota; Mucoromycetes; Mucorales; Phycomycetaceae
Exons: 5
Coding region: 653-895 (80 amino acids)
Source: RefSeq, a predicted model, not a curated record